Molecule: messenger RNA, 4460 nt
Organism: Rhododendron vialii
Lineage: Eukaryota; Viridiplantae; Streptophyta; Magnoliopsida; Ericales; Ericaceae
Exons: 8
Coding region: 605-4030 (1141 amino acids)
Source: RefSeq, a predicted model, not a curated record
AUUUGCGAGGAAAUAAAGAAUUCAUCGCUAAAAACAUAUACUUACUUUGUGAGGGGAAUUGUGUUCCUCGCUAAAAAUCUGUAGUUACUUUUUAAAGUCCCAUAAACCCACAUCAGUUCACUGCCAAAUCCAAAAAAUCCAGCCCUAAAUUGCAAGUUCUGAGCAUCAAUUACAAGGAUUCAAGUUGGGUUUGUUCAAAGUACGUACGUUCCAGCCGUUGGCCGAAAUCUCCACUGUCGAGAAACCACGGUAACGCCUCCACUCUCUCUUGCAGCGAACUCUGCCAUUUCCAUCUCUUUUCUCACCUCUCCUACAUCACCCAAUCGUUAAACCACACAUCUAUCUCUCACAAAACCCUCAUCCCACUGCCCUAAACCAGUCCAAAAAUACCUACAUUGUCUUCUUUCUAUUCUGCCCUCUGGAGCUGCGCAAGGAGACGAGCUGCCUUCUGGACCUCCGGCGACCUCGGCUCAGGUCUUCAUGCUAAAGGUUUUUCUCGUGGAUCUACAACACAAUAGCAGCUAUCGACAGAAUCAACUAUUGAUACUUUGCCGGAAUCUCUGUUGGAAUCAUACCUGUUGGUGACAUUUCAUAAGGGCAUAAGAUGGAUAGGAGUUGGAUGGAAAUUCGUAAUAGAAGGCACCCUUUGUACAUUGAAGGAGUCAAAGAAUUCAUCAAAUUUGCGAUUGAUCAUAUGCCACCUAGUGAAACUCUCAUUUGGUGUCCAUGUAUAAGAUGCAACAAUUUCAACAAGAUGACUCCUGAUGAAGCUGAAGAACAUAUGUAUGCGUGGGGGGUAGUGGUGGCGUAUAAUCGAUGGGUUUAUCAUGGGGAAGAAUUUGAUCAAGAAAAUAAUGGUCAGGGUAAUACUAACAUUGAAGAAGAGGGCAUCACUGUGGAUGCAAUGCAAGAAAUACUUGAUGAUGUACGUGCAGAACAAUUCACAAAUGAUUGGACGGGUUCCUCUGCUACAGGCCAUGGUCCGGACAUGUCUAAUGACUUACUAGGGGAAGGGAACAAAUUUGCAAGGUUAAUGAGGGAUGCAGAGAAGGAACUUUACCCUGGUUGUGAAAAGUUUUCAGUUUUGUCUUUCAUUAUGAUGUUGCUCCAUAUAAAGUUAAUUAGCAAGUGGAGUAACAACUCAUUUGAUAUGUUACUCAAACUACUAAGUGAUGCAUUUCCUCCUGGAGCUACAAUCCCAAGAACUUACAGAGAGGCAAAGAAAGUGAUUCGAGACUUAGGCCUUACCUAUAAGAAGAUACAUGUUUGUAAGAAUGAUUGCGUACUCUUUUGGAAAGAUUAUGAAUUUGAAGACAUGUGUCCAUCUUGUCAGACACCAAGGUACAAGGAGGAGGUCCAAAAGGGAAAGAGUAAACGGGUUCCUCACAAGGUAUUAAGGUAUUUUCCUGUCAAACAAAAACUAAGGAGAUUCUUUGGGUCAAGAAAGAUAGCUGAGGAUAUGACAUGGCAUAAGGACAAGCGAGUUGAGGAGGAAGGAGUGAUGCGACAUCCUGCUGAUUCUUUAACAUGGAAAGAUUUUGACCAGAAACAUGAGUCAUUUGCUAGUGAUCCACGCAAUGUAAGGCUUGGGUUGGCAAGCGACGGUUUUAAUCCAUUUGGAAGUAUGAGUAAUUCCUAUAGUGUGUGGCCUGUAAUUCUUGUCCCAUAUAAUUUGCCACCAUGGAAAUGCAUGAAGGAUCCAUUUUUCAUGUUGACUCUUCUAAUUCCUGGGCGUAAGUCUCCUGGAGUGGACAUCGAUGUGUUUUUAAGGCCAUUAAUAGAUGAGUUAAAAGAGCUUUGGAGUAUAGGUGUUGAUACAUAUGAUGCGGUUACAAAGCAAAUUUUUCAGUUGCGUGCUGCAUUGUUAUGGACCAUCAAUGACUUACCUGCCUAUGCUAAUUUGUCUGGUUGGAGCACCAAAGGAAAGCUAGCUUGCCCUAAUUGCAACGAGGAUGCAUCUCAUCAAUACUUGCAUAAUGGAAAAAAGACUUGUUACAUGGGACAUAGUCGAUUCUUACCAAUGGACCACCCAAUGCGAAAAAGUAAUCAUACUUUUGACGGUAAAGCCGAGCAUAGGCCAGAACCAAAAUUCUUAUCCGGAGAAGAUGUGGUUGCUCAAUUGAAUCGUCUAGUGCAAACAAUUUUCGGAAAAGUAGAUGAACGGGGAAAGAAAAGAAAACGUUCUCCUAGUUACUUGAACUGGUCGAAGAGAAGUAUUUUCUUUGAAUUGCCUUAUUGGGAAACCUUAUUGUUCCGCCACAAUCUUGAUGUCAUGCAUAUAGUGAAGAAUAUAUUUGAGAGUAUCAUUGGCACCAUAAUGAACAUUUUGGGAAAAACGAAGGACAGUUAUAAAGCUCGACUUGAUAUGGUGGCUAUGAAGAUAAGGCAUGAGCUGCACCCGAAGUGUGUUGAUGGAAAAACAUACAUCCCUCCUGCAUGUUACACAUUUUCUCCCAGUGAAAAAAGUGGUUUUUGCGAGUUUUUAAGGUCCGUAAAAUUUCCGGACAACUAUGCGUCAAACAUAUCUCGAUGUGUGACUGAUGAUGAUCGAAUCACCGGACUUAAGAGCCAUGAUUGCCAUGUUUUACUACUGCGACUUCUUCCUGUUGCCUUGCGUGGAUACUUAAGGAAGGAUGUUUCCAAAACAUUAAUUGAGAUGAGUUGUUUUUUCAAGGAGUUGACAUCCAGGACCUUGCAUGUGGAUGUGCUAAAGCGACUCAAGAGUGACAUUGUCUUAAUUUUGUGCAAGCUUGAAACAAUUUUCCCUCCAGCAUUUUUUGAUGUCAUGAUCCACCUCUCCAUUCACCUUGCAGAGGAAGCAAUGCUUGGUGGACCAGUGCAAUUUAGGUGGAUGUAUCCAUUUGAGAGGUACAUGAAAGUUCUAAAGGGUUAUGCGCGAAACAAAGCUCGUCCUGAAGGCUCGAUUGCUGAAGGUUACAUAGAUAAUGAAUGUAUGACAUUUUGUUCAAUGUACUUUGAAGGGAUUGAAACGAGAUUUAAUAGGGCAGAGCGAAACUACGAAGGAGAUACAUCAACUAACCAAGGUAGUGGAUUGCCUAUAUUUUCCCAAAAUGCUUGCGGAUUGGGAGCAGCGAAAUAUGAUGAGCUUAAUCGUGAAGAACUAGCAAUGGCCCAAACAUAUGUGUUGAACAAUUGUGAGGAAGUAUACCCAUAUAUAGAGCAACACAAGGAAGAGCUCAAGCGACAAAGCAAUCGAGACAUAGAAAAGAGGCAUCAAUCUGAAUUUCAGAAGUGGUUUUUAGAACUUGUGACACGAAAAUGGAAAGAAGGUUCUGAAGGCGUGACAAUUCAACUGCUAAAUUUAGCACGGGGUCCUGAUCGGCGAGUGACACGUUACAAUGGUUGCUUGGUCAAGGGAUUUCGGUUUCAUACACAAGAACGCGAGAUGCAUCGAAAAUGUCAGAAUAGUGGUGUGGUUGUUAUGGGCAACCAUAAAGGGGAGAGUAUUGAUUUUUAUGGUGUUGUUAAAGAUGUAAUUGAGCUAUCAUAUUUGGGCGGUAAUCAUAUCAUGCUUUUCAAGUGUGAUUGGUGGGAUGUUGGUAGUGCUAGGGGAAUACUAGUUGAUGACUACAAUUUCACUAGUGUAAACGUAUCAAAAACUUGGUAUGUAGAUGAGCCUUUUGUGCUAGCGUGUCAAGUAGAGCAAGUUUGCUAUUUGAAAGACAUAGUUAAUGGUGAGAAUUGGAGGGUUGUUCAAAAGAUAGCUCCUCGAGCAGUCUAUGACCUACCUGAAGAGGAAGAGGAGGAACAUGAGGAAGAUGAGCCAUACCAAGAAGACGAACCGUAUGGGUUUGGCAAUAGCAUUGCGGUUGAUGACCAGCCGAUAAUGAUGAAUAGAGAUGAUACGGAUUCUAUCCAUGUUGAUGUAAUCAAUGAUGAAAUAGAUGUCGAUGAAGAAGAAGAUGAUAGCGAUGCAUUUAUUAAUGAUGACGAUGACAUGAUUGAUGUCCAGACUUCUGAUGAUGAACUUUCAGAUGAAUCAUUUUACGGUGAUAGUGAGGAUGAAUAGUAGCAGUACCAUGUCCUUUUUGUCAUGCACAUAUCUUAAAUGUAAUGGUUAAACAACAUCAAAAGUUGUUUCAAGUCAACUUCAAGUAUGCUCCAAAACAAAAUGGCCGCAACAUGCCUUCCAAUGAUGCUAAUUGCUCAACAAUCGAUGGUGAUCAUAAGGUGCAUGGAGAUACAAUAUUGGAGUAGGAGAUAGGAGUUGAAAAAUGUUUUGGAGGACAAAGUUGCUAUUUGCCUUGAUGUUUGAAUUUGCACUGUAGUAGUAAGACAAUGAGUGCAUGUUUUGUCCAGUUUGUAGGUGUUAGUUUUGGGGUACAUUGAACUGGAUUUGUCUUACCAAGUGGAAUGGGAUAAGUAGCUGUUGGUUAAUGUCAUGUAUUGACCUCCUUUUUGUUAAGGGAAGUGGAAUGGCAUUAGUACUUGGUUGUCUC